AAAUGAAAAAAAAAAGAAAAUGCUGUCACUUAACCUAAACCUACAGCUCAAUAAUCAAAAACAAAUCAAAUCAAAUCAUAAUUUCUAUAAAAAAAUAAAUAAAUGCAGUCAUUAAACCUGCAGCUCAACAAGGUUUUUGGAGAUAUGCUCACUUUCUACACAUUCAUCUUUCAGUCCAAGUUAUGAGCGGUGAGGUACAAAGAUGUGUGCACAUACACAUAAGGAGAGCGCGCGAUUGUGUCACACACACACACACACACACACACACACACAGUCUCUCUCCAAACAGUGGCAAAGACACUUGAGAGCCAGCAGUUUGUUUGUUUUUUAAAUGACGUGAUUUUGAACAGAUGUAAACAAUGGCAGGAGGCUUAAAAUUAUAGACGUGAUACCAGCUAAAUUUAAUCAUUGUACUAAAUCCCAGAAACGUAGUACUUUAGUCUGAUUCCCCGCUCUGUGAAGUAACUUGAGGGAGGAAAAAGUUCCAGGGAUUCACCUCCUUCGGCCAUCAUCCUACACACAGUUCUCAACGAAUCAGAAACCCUAAAUUUAUACGGACAUAUAAGCUUGAUUUUGCCACACAUCAGUUGUCAUAAACAUCUUGGGAAUGGAUGUGAACGCUGAGGCCAGCAUUCCCACUGCUGCUCCUGGUGCUGUGGAGGAAGAACAGCAACAGCAACAAUCAGAGCAAGAGACCAGUCAGCAACCAGGUACAGAGUCGGACCUCACCGCCAACACCUCACAGCCAGUCAAGACCGAGCAACAAGAUCCACCCCCCACCACAACACCUACCCCCGCUGGAGACCCCGCCCCCUCUCAGGAUGCCCCACCCAGAGAUGAACUGACAGUCAUCGACGAGAAUAUGGAAACAAGUAAUGGUGUUUGCCCUGGUCCUAUCGAAAGGUCUCCGAGCGCUGCUUCUCCUCCGCGGCAGCAGCAUGCCAAGCCCAACCAUCCGCACGCAAACGGGCGAGCCAGGCUGAGCAGCCGCUCCGGGUCAGUGAGUCACAUGGGGUCACCUCGACCGUCACUCACCCGACAGCCCAGCGCGGCUACCGAUGUCGGAGACGGAUCCAAACCCAACGAUUAUCUCAUAUGGGCGAUUCUGGCCUGCCUCUGCCCUGUCUGGCCCAUUAACAUUGUCGGCUUGACCUUCUCAGUCAUGUCUCGAAACAGUCUGCAGCAGGGCAAUAUGGAUGGGGCGCGUCGUCUUGGCCAGAAUGCAAAAAUCCUGUCCAUCGUGUCAUUGGUGGGUGGGAUUGUCAUCAUUAUUAUUACUAUCGUCAUCAACUGGGGAGUAAUACUUAAGACCUGAUGGCCAUCACGACACCAACAACCAAUCCAUGAUGACCCUUUUCUUCUUCCAUGUGUCAUUCAUCUCUCUACAUCUGAAUGCUCCUGAAUGCUUUUUCAGUUGUUUUGUACUUUAUCUGAAGA
Onychostoma macrolepis is the source of this 1437-nucleotide messenger RNA. Its product is annotated as trafficking regulator of GLUT4 1. Bases 608 to 1315 code for a protein of 235 amino acids. Gene Ontology annotation, cellular component: membrane. The transcript is spliced from 5 exons. NCBI's taxonomy places the organism in Eukaryota, Metazoa, Chordata, Actinopteri, Cypriniformes, Cyprinidae. The record is from RefSeq and is a predicted model, not a curated record.